UCUCGCCGCGUCCUAUCGGGGAGCGAGAGCCGCAACGGUUUCGCGCGCAAAAGUGACAGAUCUUAAAGAAUAGCGUAGUUUUAUUUACUUAUUUUAUUAAUCAAUAAUAAAUUUACGCAUUCAAUAUGGCUGUUACAAGUGCUAGGAGCAUUGUGAACAUCAAAGAAAAACACUUCGAACCUGAAAAUGCCCGGAUUGAUAAAUACACGUUGGCGGACAAGCUGCCGGCCCAGCUGUCGGAGUUGGAGUUGCGGCCGAGGACGAUGGCGAAGCCCUCCUACACGCUCUGCCGGCUCAGCCCCGACGACAAGGAUGCCGUCAUCGACUUCCUCAGAAGGUUCUUCUUCCGCGACGAACCUCUGAACCAGACAAUAAAUCUUCUGGAAACGCCAGAGUCAAGAUGUUUAGAGCUGGAGGACUACGCGGUGAGCACACUACACGAGGGGGUGUCAGUAGCGGCUGUAGACGAGAAUGGAGAGUUCGUGGGCAUCGUUAUAAACGGAACAGUCAGGAGAGAGGAGGUCGACUACACAGACAAAUCAGACGAGUGUCCCCACCCGAAGUUCAAGCGCAUCCUCAAGCUGCUAUGCCACCUGGACAGAGAGGCUCGCAUCUGGGACAAGCUGCCGCAGGAGUGUCACACUGUUAUGGAGGUGCGGAUAGCUUCAACGCACUCCGAGUGGCGAGGACGCGGACUUAUGAGAGUGCUCUGUGAGGAAUCUGAACGUCUGGCAAGAGAAGUGGGAGCCAGCGCUAUGCGAAUGGACACCACGUCAGCAUUCUCUGCGGCAGCCGCGGAGAGACUCAACUACAAGAGCGUGUACGGCAUCUUCUACGAGGAGCUGGCGUACGCGCCGCACCCGCUGCCACCGCACCUCGAGGCCAAAGUCUACAUCAAAGAGCUAUAAGCAAAAAUCACCUAUCAACAAUAUACCACUAGAAAUAAGACUAAAUGUAGGGCACUUACAAUAUCGACUCAUCCACACUUCACAGAUAUCUAAACAGGAAACUAUUUGCACUUAUCUUACAAUAAAUAUGAAUUACAGGACUCAUAAUGGAAAUAUUAAUAUCUUUAUCUGUUACACUUCAGUUUGUACUGUUUAUUUAUAUAAAGUACAAGUAGUAUUUCGAUGUAUAUAUCAAAAAAAUCAAAC
This is a messenger RNA of Papilio polytes (common Mormon), 1154 nucleotides long. RefSeq names its product dopamine N-acetyltransferase-like (gene Aanat). The coding region runs from base 126 to 908 and encodes 260 amino acids. Gene Ontology annotation, molecular function: N-acetyltransferase activity. The transcript is spliced from 7 exons. NCBI's taxonomy places the organism in Eukaryota, Metazoa, Arthropoda, Insecta, Lepidoptera, Papilionidae. The record is from RefSeq and is a predicted model, not a curated record.